UUCGACCCACCGCCUUCCAUCUCCGACCGCCGUCUCCUGAUCACCUUCUUCUUCCUCCCGUCGGCCCGGUCCCAUCUGAGCCGCUUCCGAUGGUGAAACCGCCAAAGAGACAAAGAAGAAGGAGCGCGGCGGUCAUUACGCUUGAGCCGUGCUGGACCGGGUCCGACUUGAUCCGGCCCGCUUCGAUCUCUCGUCCAUCGACUCGCUCGUUCUAUAAAUAUAUCCCACGAGAAAGAUUACACCUUUUAUUUCCUAUAUGUCUUGAAUUAAAUUAAAUUGAGCACGAAACAAAAUCCCGGAAUCGAACCUCGCCCUUCUUUUUUUUUUCUUCUCUCUCUCUUUUAAGUCAAGCUCUCGUUCCGCCUCACCUCCACCGGCGAGUUCUCUUCUUCUAUCGUCACCUGCAGCAAUGUCGAGAGAUGAUAAUGAAGAUGAUGAUUAUGAGGAGUUUGGUGGAGGAAAUCGUUUCCUGGGUUUUAUGUUUGGAAAUGUUGAUAAUUCUGGUGACCUUGACAUUGACUAUCUUGAUGAGGAUGCGAAGGAGCAUCUUGCUGCAUUGGCUGACAAGCUAGGUCCAUCUCUUACGGAUAUUGACUUGAUCAAAUCCUCUCCAGGGGCACCAGAUGCUUCCGAACAAGAUUAUGAUGAGAAGGCUGAAGAUGCUGUUGACUAUGAAGAUAUUGAUGAACAAUAUGAUGGGCCUGAGGUUCAGGCUGGCACAGAAGAAGACCAUUUGCUGCCAAAGAAAGAUUUCUUUUCUUCCAAUGUGUCACUGGCUUCUUUAAGCAAUAAAGCUUCUGUUUUUGAUGAGGAAAAUUAUGAUGAGGAUGAAGAAACUGUGAAGGACAAUGAGGUGGAUGGAAAUGAUGUUGAUGUCCAAAUUUGUCCAUCUGCAGAUGAACAAUUGGAAUUAAUAUCUUCAGUAGAGAUUUCUCCUGAUGACAAUUUGCCUUCUGUUGCAUCAUCAGAGCCAGAACAAAUGAUCCCUGAAUUGGAGGAUUUUCAGGAACAUGCUAUUGAUGAACAAAAGCAAAUGGAAUCUAAAAGUGGAACUUCCCUUCCUAUUUUGUGCAUUGACAAUGGUGUGGUGAUUUUGAGGUUCUCAGAAAUUUUUGGUGUACAUGAGCCUAAAAAACAAGCAGAGCGGAAGGAUCAACAUAGACAUUCAGUAAAUAAAGAGUGGCUCAAACCCUUGGAUGUCGCUGAUAUUGUUGAAGAAGAUGAGGAGGCCUUUCUGAGGAGCACUUCUCAAGAUUUAUCUACUGUUAAGCUUUUCAACUCUGCUAUAGAUGAUGUUGAAGGCAAUGUGAAACAAGAAAUAUCUGGUGUCGCUGAGCAGUUGAAAGAUUCUUGUCUUUCCGCUCAGCCAAUGAAGGAAAAUAUAACCAUUGAUAUGUUUUCAGGUCAAAGGUCUCCACUGUGUCCUAAUUUUUAUCCCCUUGAUCAGCAAGACUGGGAGGAUGCAAUUAACUGGGGAAAUUCACCCACUGCAAGUCAUGGUUGUUCAGAGAGUUGUAUGCUGUCUGAACUUGAUGUCGAAGUGCCUAAUGAUGCUGAAUUUGAAGAAGGGUCACGCUGUAGAAACACUGAGCCUGAUGAGAAUGAUUGUAAUUUACCGGGUGAUCAUAUUUUGGUAGAGCCAUUUGGUUCCAGAAAUUUUUUAGAUUCACCAUGCAAUCAGUCAGCAGAAAAGAGUUAUCAUCCUCAAUUACUUAGGUUGGAGUGUCUUUCCAAAAAGGAUGGUUUGUAUUCUGAAGAAGUCGAGGCUGAGAAUGGGACAGCAGAAGUUUGCAAAGGUGAUGUUUUACGGCGUCUUAUCAAACUUUCUUUGCAGAAUAAGGAAUUGUCAGAAGGGUCUUGGUUGGAUCAGAUUAUUUGGGAUCCAGAUGAAGCUAUUCCAAAGCCAAAGCUGAUCCUUGACCUACAAGAUGAUCAAAUGCUCUUUGAGGUUUUAGAUAACAAGGAUGGCGAGCACCUUCGCUCUCAUGCAGGUGCUAUGGUGAUAACUCAUUCAUCAAAAUCUUCCAAGGAAGACUCUAUUGAUCUUCAUAGCCAAGGAUCAUCUGCCAGUCGAUUUAACAUCUCUAAUGACAAAUAUUAUUCCAAUCGAAAAUCCUCCCAGCAAGCCAAAUCCCAUGCUAAAAAGCAUGCUUUUCUUGGUAUAAAAGUCAUGCAUUCUGUACCUGCUUUAAAACUGCAAACCAUGAAGCCAAAGUUGAGCAAUAAGGAACUUGCCAAUUUUCAUAGACCCAAAGCCUUAUGGUACCCUCAUCACAACAAAGUUGCUGCUAUGAUACAAGGAGCACCUUGCACCCAUGGACCCAUGAAAAUUAUUUUAAUGAGCAUGGGAGGGAAAGGAAAGGGAACUAAGCUUACUGUCAAUGCUGAGGAAACUUUGUUGUCUUUCAAACAGCGGGCAUCUAAGAAGUUAGAUUUCAAGCUAUCAGAGAAAGUUAAAGUAUAUUAUUCUGGAAGAGAGCUUGAGGAAGACAUGUCUCUGGCAGAACAACAAGUGCGACCAAAUUCUGUGCUUCAACUUGUGCGUACAAGAAUCCAUGUGUGGCCACGGGCCCAAAAAUUGCCUGGUGAGAAUAAGCCUCUGCGGCCUCCUGGGGCAUUUAAGAAGAAAUCUGAGCUAUCUGUUAAAGAUGGACAUGUGUUUCUCAUGGAGUACUGUGAGGAGAGACCUUUGCUUCUAGGAAAUGUUGGGAUGGGGGCUAGACUAUGUACUUAUUACCAGAAAACUGCACCCAGUGACCUAACUGCUUCAUCACUACGAAAUGGCAAUGAGGGACUGGGGACCGUGCUUACACUUGAUCCUGCUGACAGAUCUCCUUUUCUUGGAGAUAUAGGUCCUGGUUGCAGCCAGUCAUGUCUUGAAACAAACAUGUACCGUGCACCUGUAUUUCCUCACAAGUUGUCUUCUACCGACUAUCUUUUGGUUCGUUCAGCAAAAGGGAUGCUUUCCCUUCGUCGCAUUGACAAAUUAUAUGUUGUUGGACAGCAAGAGCCUCACAUGGAAGUACUUUCCCCUGGAUCAAAAAAUGUGCAGACAUAUCUUGCUAACAGGAUGAUAGUACAUGUGUACCGCGAGUUUCGUGCUAAUGACAAGCCUGACUUUCUUCCUUAUAUUCGAGCAGAUGAGUUGGCUGCUCUGUUUCCAAGCCUAACAGAUGCCUUUGUACGCAAACGCUUAAAACAUUGUGCAGAUUUAAAGAAAGGGAAAAAUGGACAGUUAAUGUGGGGAAGAAGACGUGAUUUUCGCAUUCCAUCGGAGGAAGAAUUGAGAAGGAUGUUGACACCAGAGAAUGUUUGCUCAUAUGAGAGUAUGCAAGCUGGACUCUACCGGCUCAAACGAUUGGGAAUUAGUAGGCUUACCCAAAAUGUUGGUCUCUCUUCGGCAAUGAAUCAGCUUCCUGAUGAAGCUAUUUCUUUAGCUGCUGCAUCGCACAUUGAGAGGGAAUUGCAGAUAACUCCAUGGAAUCUUACAAGCAAUUUUGUUGCUUGUACAAAUCAGGGUCGAGAAAAUAUUGAGCGCUUGGAAAUUACGGGUGUUGGUGAUCCAUCGGGUCGUGGACUGGGAUUUAGCUAUGUCCGUGUAACCCCCAAGGCUCCUAUUUCAAAUGCAGUGGUGAAAAAGAAAGCAGCUGCUGCACGGGGGGGUCCGACCGUCACUGGAACUGAUGCUGAUCUCCGCAGAUUAAGCAUGGAUGCGGCACGUGAGGUUCUCUUAAAGUUCAAAGUUCCAGAAGAGCGAAUUGAUAAGUUAACUAGGUGGCAUCGGAUCGCUAUGGUACGCAAGCUUUCAAGUGAGCAAGCUGCAUCAGGAGUUAAAGUUGAUGCAAUGACCCUCAGUAAGUUUGCACGUGGCCAGAGGAUGUCCUUUCUUCAGCUUCAACAGCAAACUAGGGAAAAAUGCCACGAAAUUUGGGAUCGACAAGUUCAGAGUCUUUCGGCUGCUGAUGUUGAUGAAAGUGAUAGUGACCCAGAAGCAAAUAGCGAUCUUGAUUCAUUUGCUGGGGAUCUUGAGAAUUUGCUAGUUGCAGAAGAGUGUGAAGAUGAUGAUGGCACCACAGAUUUGAGAGGUGAUAAAGCUGAUGGUGUUAGAGGUCUUAAAAUGAGAAGAUGUCCAUCUCAAGCUCAAACUGAAGAGGAAAUUGAAGACGAUGAGGCAGAAGCUGUCAUUAUACGCCGAUUGCUUGAAGAUGAUGGGGCUGAUAUAAAGAAGAAGAGAACUAAACUCAAUGGAGUAGAAGUAGGUCAUGGUUCUCAUUUAGAUCCUGCAAAUGCUGAGUGUACCAAGAAAAUCAACACUGUGGUUGGACAAAUUGUUAGCACCCCAAAUCCUGAUGGUUCAUUUACCUCAAAGGAGUUGAUGACACAAAAACCUAAGGAGGUUGAAAUUUUUUUUGCUGAAAGGAGUCUGUCUGGGAAGGUAAAACCUAAAAAGGGUAAUGGAGUGAAUGAUGACGUAUCUGGAUUAGUAAAUAAGAAAAGUGCUUCAGUUAAAGAUGGACUUAAGGUUUUCAAGGAAAAGAAACAGCAUGACAAACCAGUGAGAGAAAAUUUUGUGUGUGGAGCAUGUGGGCAGCUUGGACACAUGCGGACCAACAAGAACUGCCCUAAAUAUGGAGAAGAUGCAGAAACUUCAGAACUAGAAAGUGUGUCAGGAAAAUCUAAUCUUCCUGAUGCUGCAACUCAGCUCCAAGUGAAAACUCCAAACAAGAAGUUGGUGCCUAAAAUGCUUGCAAAAGUGGCAGAUGCAGAAGUACCAGAAAGUGUUGAAAGGGCAGGACUGAAGUUGCCGACAAAGAUUCUCCCGGUGAAGUUCAAAUGCGGCCCAGCUGAAAAGCCUUGUGAGAAAAACUUGUCAGGGAUUCAUACUUCUGAUAAACAGAUUGUAGAUGCAGAGGGGGCGAAUAAACCAUCAGGAAAGAUCAAUAAAAUAAUAAUAUCUAAUAAGUCGAAUUCUGGUGAUGUUCAGAAUGAAAUUCAGAAAUCCUCUGUUCUUAUACGCCUUCCUGUUGACACAGAAAAAGAACAAUCACGCAAGAAAAUCAUCAUCAAACAGCCGAAAGUUAAUACUAACGUGGAGCAAGUUAAUUCUGCCACUGACACUGGAAUUGAUCACGAUUUCAGAAAAAUAAAGAAAAUUACUGAGUUAUCGAGUUUUGAGAAGAAGAAAAAUCAGGAGAGCCAGUGGUUCACCGAAGAGACAAGUAAGAGAAAUCUCAUCUAUGACAGGAGAUUAUGGGAUGAGGAAGAGAAAAGAAAAAACAAGGAGAGGAUAGUGGAAGAGAAAACUAGUAGGAUGCUUCAGGAGGAAAGAAGGAUGCAAGAAGAACACAGAUUAUUUGAGGCCAGAAGAUAUCCAGAAGCAUUCAGGAGGGAGGAAAGGACAAAGAAGAAGAAGAAAAAGAAAAAACAUGAUUUCAGAGAUGAAUACUUACUGGAUCAUAGGCCAUACAGAAACGACAGAAGGAUACCUGAAAGGGAUCGAGCUGCAAAGAGGCGACCGAUGGCCGAUGCUGAUCAGACAGAAUAUGCACCAUUAACAAAGCGUCGUAGGGGAGGAGAGGUUGAGUUAUCUAACAUAUUGGAGAGCAUACUCGAUAGCUUGAAGGAAACUAUCGAAAUAUCGUAUCUUUUUCUCAAACCGGUAACGAAGAAAGAAGCCCCUGACUACCUUGACAUCAUAAAGCGCCCAAUGGACCUCUCCACGAUCAGAGAGAAGGUAAGAAACAUGGAGUACAAGAGCCGGGAGGACUUCAGGCAUGAUGUUUGGCAGAUCGCUUAUAAUGCCCACAAGUACAAUGAUGGUCGAAACCCAGGCAUUCCUCCACUUGCUGACCAGCUCUUGGAACUCUGCGAUUACCACCUGGAACAGAAGCAUCACAUGUUAAGCGAUGCUGAGGCUGGAAUUGAGUUCAGGGAUAUGUAGAAAUAACUCGUGUGAUCAUCUCACCUGAGGCCAAUGUGAGCACCUCUGGGUAGAAGAAAUUGUUAUAUGAUAAAUUUGGAAUGGAAUUAGAUUCUUCUGUAUUAUAUGGUUUUUUUUUGGUAAACCGGCGCCUCAUUACACAGGAAUAUGAGUAUGCCUCGAGCUGUCAGAAUACAAAACAUGAGCUAGGCCCUGUGGAAUGGAAUCAGUGUCAUCCUAUAGGAUGCAUUAUAUGGUCUUUAGCGCAAACAUUUUUACUGGUCCAUGAUGUGCCUGGGGGAGUAAAUUUUUUCCGUUCCAUUGUACAGAGAGAGGGUUCAGUAUUCUGUAAUUCAAAAUGUCUGUAAAACAAUUACAAAAUAGUUAAAGAUUGAAAUUUACCCAGCAACACUGGAGAAUCU
This is a messenger RNA of Phoenix dactylifera (date palm), 6342 nucleotides long. RefSeq names its product HAC13 protein (HAC13) (gene HAF01). Gene Ontology annotation, cellular component: transcription factor TFIID complex. NCBI's taxonomy places the organism in Eukaryota, Viridiplantae, Streptophyta, Magnoliopsida, Arecales, Arecaceae. Gene Ontology annotation, molecular function: TBP-class protein binding; RNA polymerase II general transcription initiation factor activity; histone acetyltransferase activity. Gene Ontology annotation, biological process: RNA polymerase II preinitiation complex assembly; transcription by RNA polymerase II. The record is from RefSeq and is a predicted model, not a curated record.